Messenger RNA from Sclerotinia trifoliorum, 2133 nucleotides. The record is from the annotation of a GenBank genome assembly. NCBI's taxonomy places the organism in Eukaryota, Fungi, Ascomycota, Leotiomycetes, Helotiales, Sclerotiniaceae.
GGUGCAAUUCAAAUUUAUAACCAAUUGAAUUUUGUAGCACGGACAUUCUCUUUGUUAAACCCCACCUUCUUCAGAAAUCCCUACCACAAACUUUUCCUUUUCUUACAUCCUACUAGAUCCGUUUCCCUCGACUUCUUAACUACUUCCCCUCUCCCUCCUCUUUCUCUCCCAAAUCAUCGUUUCUAAUCAAUCAUCUUAUUCAUCUUAUUCCUCUUCUCUCUUUUCAAUAUCUCUCCUCUUUCACUUCACCCCCUCACAUAAACCAAUCGCAAUCAUGGUUCAAACCAACGGAGUUUCUCACCACAACCAAGGAACUUUCCUUUUCACCGUAAGACGACUUUUCCUCUCGAUAUCGAUUCUAUUUACUGAUCAUAUUCUUUCUAUAGUCCGAGUCCGUUGGUGAGGGACAUCCAGAUAAGAUCGCUGAUCAAGUCUCCGAUGCUAUUCUCGACGCAUGCUUAGCAGAGGACCCUCUCUCCAAGGUUGCUUGUGAAACUGCCACCAAGACUGGUAUGGUUAUGGUCUUCGGUGAGAUCACCACCAAAGCACGUCUCGAUUACCAAAAGGUUAUCCGUGGAGCCAUCAAAGAUAUUGGAUACGAUGACUCCUCCAAAGGUUUCGAUUACAAGACUUGCAACGUUUUGGUUGCCAUUGAAGAACAAUCUCCAGAUAUCGCUCAAGGUCUUCACUACGAGCAGGCUCUUGAGCAAUUAGGUGCUGGUGAUCAAGGUAUCAUGUUCGGAUAUGCUACUGAUGAGACUCCUGAAUUAUUCCCUUUGACCCUUCAAUUGGCACACAAGCUUAACGCUGCUAUGUCCGCUGCUCGCAGAGACGGAAGCUUGCCAUGGCUCCGACCUGAUACCAAGACUCAAGUCACCAUUGAGUACAAGCACGAUAACGGAGCUGUUGUCCCACAAAAGGUUCACACCGUUGUUGUCAGUGCUCAACACGACGAGAACAUCACCACCGAAUCUUUGAGAAAGGAGAUCUUGGAGAAGAUCAUCAAGAAGGUUAUCCCUGCUCAAUACUUGACUGAGGAGACCAUCUACCACGUAAGUUGCUAUAUUAUUUCUUUCUCUAUACACUGCUAACAUAUGUUGUCAGAUUCAACCAUCUGGACUCUUCAUCAUUGGUGGACCUCAAGGAGAUGCUGGUCUUACUGGCCGAAAGAUCAUUGUCGACACAUACGGUGGAUGGGGUGCUCACGGUGGUGGAGCUUUCUCCGGAAAGGAUUUCUCUAAGGUUGACAGAUCUGCUGCCUACGUUGCUAGAUGGAUUGCCAAGUCAUUGGUUAAUGCCAAACUUGCCAGACGUGCUCUCGUUCAACUUUCAUACGCCAUCGGUGUUGCUGAGCCACUUUCUAUCUUUGUUGACACAUACGGUACAUCUAGCAAGACUUCCGAUGAACUUGUUGAGAUCAUCAGAGCCAACUUUGACUUGAGACCUGGUGUCAUUGUCAAGGAGCUUGAUUUGGCUAAGCCAAUCUACUUCAAGACUGCUAAGAACGGUCACUUCACCAGUCAAGAAUUCAGCUGGGAGAAGCCAAAGACCCUCAAGUUCUAAAUCCAAAAUUAAACUCAAAAUACAACAUCAGUACAUGACUCAACGUCUUUGUACAACCAGGAUUCCCUGAAUUUCUUACGGAUAUCUAACGGCGCAAUGAUUGAUGAACGGCAUGGUCUCAACGACCUUUGGGGCCAAAAUAUGGCGGGAGUUUUUUUAUGAUAUCAUUCAAUUUUUUAUACAUUUGUUUUCAAAGAUGCUUUGAAGUUUGAUAAAAGCAUUAUUUUUCAUGUUUUCUUAUUUGUUUUUCAAGGAUGACGGAUAACAAAAGACAUAAAUGAGGAUAAAAGUCUUUCAACAUAGACCAUAGAUAUGGCGGGUAAUGGAUUAUUACUCUUUGGGGGAUGGGAUGUGUGUGGCAUACAUAGCAUUUCGGCGUUACGGAGAACUUCAACAUCUUCAUAUAGUCGGAGAAUACCUCGGGCAUAUUGUCUUUAAAUGGUUUCUCAGUUGCUAUUGUGUAUGGAACGCAAUUUGAUUCGAUUUGAAUCAAGGAUAGAUAGUCAUCAUGAUAUGAUGAUUAGAUUAGUUUUUUGGCUUUGGAGGGAAUAGAAUUAAGACUGUCCUUCU